Penicillium malachiteum is the source of this 1626-nucleotide messenger RNA. Its product is annotated as putative MFS multidrug transporter. The coding region runs from base 1 to 1626 and encodes 541 amino acids. Gene Ontology annotation, biological process: basic amino acid transport; transmembrane transport. The record is from RefSeq and is a predicted model, not a curated record. The transcript is spliced from 6 exons. Lineage: Eukaryota; Fungi; Ascomycota; Eurotiomycetes; Eurotiales; Aspergillaceae. Gene Ontology annotation, molecular function: basic amino acid transmembrane transporter activity. Gene Ontology annotation, cellular component: fungal-type vacuole membrane.
AUGGCAGAUACUGAAAUCCAAACCGAUACGACGACAUCUGAGCGAACACCGCUCAUUGCGCCAACAACACCCAAACAUGACGCGAUUUCCAGCCUGAGUGGUCCAAGAAUUCUGGGAAUUGUCGUUUUAAUGGCCCUCCUCAUAUUCAUUCAAGCUACCAAUAUCUCUAUGAUGACAACCGCCCAAUCUGAAAUUGCCGCUGACUUAGAUGCCUAUGACCAGGCGACUUGGUUCACUGCAUCAUUCAUGAUUGCAAGCUCGAGCGUCACUCCCCUAGCCGGACGACUGUCGGCCAUUUUCACACCACGGAUCUGUCUCGUUUUCUCGAGCGUCAUUUUGGCAAUUGGUCUUUUCAUUACUGCCGCUGCGCCUUCACUAGGAUUCUUCCUAUUGGGACGUGCUGUUUCGGGCUGGGGAUGUGGUGGAUUAAUGAGUAUAACGAUCAUCUUAGCGCUGGACCUCGCUAGCGCUAAACGACGAGGACUCGUAAUUGGGCUUAUUAGCUCCGGUUAUACAACAGGAAUUUCGUCAGGCGCUGUUAUAGCUGGUCUUUUGACUCCGAUAAUGGGAUGGCGUAUCAUAUUUUGGAUCCAAGCGCCUAUUGCGUUAUCUCUUGGUCCCCUUCUCUUCUGGGCUAUUCCACCGCCAUCGAAUGAUAGUAAUUCAUUGACGUCGGGAAAUGUGCUUGCGAGUCUUGCUCGCAUAGACUAUGCCGGUGCCUUGACACUGACCAGUGGAUUUGUCUUAUUUCUAACCAGCUUAGCGUCACCUGAGAUUCUUCUCUGGCCUAUUCCAGUAUCAGUAGGGCUUCUUGUAAGCUUCUAUUUCAUUGAGUCUCGAUGGGCCCAAGAACCAAUUAUACCUGUUCGAAUUCUCUUGAAUCGCGGUGUAUUGCUAUCGUCCCUUGCCGGUGUCGGUAUGAUGAUGGCUAGAUGGGCCGUUGUUUUCUUCACUCCGUCCUAUGCAAUUGCAGUCCGUGGAUGGGCUCCAGCCUCGGCAGGUCUUAUCCUCAUUCCAACAAAUGCGGGAUUCGGCAGUGGCGGGUUGCUUGUAGGAUGGCUUCAUAUCCGUAAAGCGGGCAGUUACUACUUUUCAUCUCUGAUUAUUUUUGUCCUAUUCGCCGCCGUCACCGCUGCUCUCGCAGUUCUAUCAUCGGAGGACUCCCCAGCAUCUCUGUAUAUGGCGAUGACAUUCCUUAACGGAAUGUUCGCCGGAGCUUUGGUUAAUUAUACACUGUCUCACCUGCUAUAUCUUACCAAUCCCAAGCUCCACUAUAUCGUGAGUGCGCUUUUCACCACUUUCCGGGGAUUCGCAGGGAGCUUCGGAUCUGCCAUUGGCGGAGGCUUCUUUACCCGAAUCCUGAAAGGAGCAUUGGAGGAGGGAUUCGCUCAGCAUGGGCUUCCACCAAAGCCAGAUCUAGUUCGCACUCUCCUCGGUAGUCCUGCUACAGUUGGAAAAUUGACCGGAAUUGAGCACUUGAUCGCGAAGCAAAGUUUUGAGCAUGCAUUCCGCAUGUUGUUCAUGGCUGGUUGUGCUGUGGCAUUGGUAUCCGCAGUCAUUCAGGCGGGAACUGGGUGGACACAGGACCACAAAACAGAAGAGGAUUCUGAGGAUGAGACCCUUUAA